This is a messenger RNA of Leptinotarsa decemlineata (Colorado potato beetle), 873 nucleotides long. RefSeq names its product forkhead domain 102C (gene fd102C). The record is from RefSeq and is a predicted model, not a curated record. NCBI's taxonomy places the organism in Eukaryota, Metazoa, Arthropoda, Insecta, Coleoptera, Chrysomelidae.
AUGUGUAGCAACGAAAGUUCGUCCAAUGCCCCGCCGAAACUACCGAUGCCGUUUUCCUUCGAACCAAACGCUCCAAGAGCUCUAUUUCCGCUGGACCAGUACCGUCUGCAGCUUUACCAGUACGCAGUCGCUGAACGUUUACGAUAUCCGCUACUCAAUCCAUUUCCGUCAACUUUGACAUGUUACCCCCUGUUCCCAAGAGCUCUGCAGCCGGAGGAACCAAAACCGCAACACAGUUACAUCGGCUUGAUCGCGAUGGCCAUACUAAGCUCCCCGGAAUCGAAACUGGUGCUAUCCGACAUCUACCAGCACAUCCUGGACCACUACCCCUAUUUCAGAACGAGGGGGCCCGGCUGGAGGAAUUCCAUCAGACACAAUCUCUCCUUGAACGACUGUUUCAUAAAAGCUGGUCGUAGUGCUAACGGAAAGGGCCACUAUUGGGCCAUACACCCGGCCAACGUGGAGGACUUCCGCAAAGGCGACUUCAGGAGACGCAAAGCGCAACGAAAAGUCCGAAAACACAUGGGGUUGGCCGUCGAUGAAGACGGUGCAGACUCUCCUAGUCCUCCACCGCUUUCCGUUAGCCCCCCGGUCGUACCUGGCCCCUCAACGUCAGUGUACCCGAUAGUCUCCACAAGGGGGGCACCAACUAGGAAGAGGCAGUUCGAUGUUGCGUCACUUCUAGCCCCCGAUUCUGGGGAGGAUUCGAACGAAGAGGAUAUCGACGUAGUUUCCAGUGACCAGCAAGAAAAAUCCGAGGCUAAACAGCAGUGGCCUAUGUUUCCUAUAGUCGACUAUUACCAGGCGCUGCUACAUACAAGACCGAUGGGGACUAUGAAGCCCGAAACUAGCACGGAUAGUUCGAAUUCUUAA